AUGAAGCUGUCGUCUACCCUCCUUAUCGCCGCCCAAGCCCUGAUGGCCCUCGCUGCUCCAGCCGCUGAGCGCUCCGAUGCCGCUGCUCAGGCUACAAGCUCAGCAACCUUCACCGCGACCACUUCGGCCGCUAUCACACCGACGGAUCUCUCCACAACCACUGAUGUUGCCACAACCACCGCCGCUGCUACCACCACGGCAGAUAAUACCGCCACGACGACAACCUCGUCUGCACAACCCACCACCACUGUUGGCACCGGCAACGAAGAGGGCGAAGAUAAAAACGAAAAUGAGGUUGAGCAACAGGGCCAGUUUGGCCGGGCCAUUCGCCUGCGCGGCGGCAACGUUAAGAUCGACACGUUAUUCCCCGCGGGUGUCAACGGCGUCUUGGAGGUCGAGUUCCAGAACAACCAGGCCCGCACACUGGUCGUCACUGAGAAUCGCAACCCGGCUCCUCCCCCGCAGGGCUUCGUCGCUCUCGAGCCCGUCUCCUACCGCGUGCGGCUCCGUGGCGGUUCGGCGCGCAACCUGACGUUACAGAAGAUUGAUUACAUCCGCAAUGCCAACAGCACAAUCGACAUCUCGCAAGGCCGCAUCGCGCGCUUCUGCAACGAGGCCAACGCUUUCGUCUUCGGCGAGGGCGAGCUCGAGUUCGAGGCCGACGAGAACGAACUGACGCUGACCGUGUCCAACAUGGUUGGCGAGUGGGCCAUCUUCGUACCCGAGUCUGCCACCGCCGGCGCCGGUUCAGGUACGGGCUCCACGACUCAACCCGCUAUUGAUGCUGGUGCUGGCGCUGGAACCGGGACUGGUGCCGGUAACAUUAUUGCCGACCUGUUCAACGGCACGUGCGGCGCUGGCACACUAUGCGGAGAGCUCCUUGAUCUGCUGAGGAGACUGACUGGUCAGCAAUAG
Molecule: messenger RNA, 915 nt
Organism: Thermochaetoides thermophila DSM 1495
Lineage: Eukaryota; Fungi; Ascomycota; Sordariomycetes; Sordariales; Chaetomiaceae
Exons: 3
Coding region: 1-915 (304 amino acids)
Source: RefSeq, a predicted model, not a curated record